Mya arenaria is the source of this 586-nucleotide messenger RNA. RefSeq lists its product as uncharacterized. Lineage: Eukaryota; Metazoa; Mollusca; Bivalvia; Myida; Myidae. The transcript is spliced from 4 exons. The record is from RefSeq and is a predicted model, not a curated record. The coding region runs from base 1 to 324 and encodes 107 amino acids.
AUGCCGGACAAGUUAAUAGUAUGGGACCAGGUUCGCUCCAGCUCCGGCAGUGAGGAUCAGCUGUUUGUGAUGAUAACGAGUCAUCACGUGAUCUUUAUGCGGGAACGCAAGGACUCUAUUAUCUUACAGCUGAAACACAGGGACUACUCAAAGGCUGCACACAACGAAUCAGACGGGCGUUGCUAUGUGAAUCUAUUUCGUGUAGAAGAGAGAGAACCAUAUUGCAGUAACAAGACGCCUCAGGUCCGAUGUGAUUGCCGGUCCAUUGCGCAGAAGGUAGCGCAGCAGAUCAACUACGCCAAAAGUUUGUCAGAGGAACAUUGAACCAGUAUUAUGUGUGAAAUGGAGAAUACUGUGAAGGGUUUAAGAUAGAAUUUAGUAAAUAGGGAAUAUCUUCAACAAUGUGAUAUUUGAAUAUUGUAAAAUGUAUCAGAUCAGAUAGGUGAAAUAUAUGAGACGGGAAUACUGUUAAAACAGUGUAUAUGAUAGGCAAUGUUGUGAAAUGUAUCAGAUCAGAUAGGUGAAAUAUAUGAGACGGGAAUACUGUAAAAACAAUGCAUAUGAUAGGCAAUGUUGUGAAAUGUAU